Messenger RNA from Eublepharis macularius, 2713 nucleotides. It is a transcript of the gene DPAGT1, whose product is annotated as dolichyl-phosphate N-acetylglucosaminephosphotransferase 1. Gene Ontology annotation, cellular component: membrane. Gene Ontology annotation, biological process: protein N-linked glycosylation; dolichol-linked oligosaccharide biosynthetic process. The record is from RefSeq and is a predicted model, not a curated record. Gene Ontology annotation, molecular function: UDP-N-acetylglucosamine-dolichyl-phosphate N-acetylglucosaminephosphotransferase activity. NCBI's taxonomy places the organism in Eukaryota, Metazoa, Chordata, Lepidosauria, Squamata, Eublepharidae. The coding region runs from base 93 to 1511 and encodes 472 amino acids. The transcript has 9 exons.
AGAGGGAAGACGCCCUCCUGCGCGGCCCCUUUAAGCGCCCCGCCCGGCCGGGCCAAUCAGCUGGGAGGUGACGUGUGCUGAAGGGAGGGGGAAUGGAGGCCGCCAUCUUUGCUGCGGGCAGCCGGCGCCUCUCCGCAGCCUGGCGCAGCCUGUGCCCAAGAUGGCGGCGGCGGCCUCUGGAGGGGCGGGCCGGGCGCGGGGGCCGUCAGGCUAGCUUCCGGCGGGGCUUCCGGGGCGCCGGUGCGGGGCCGGCGGGACGGGCGAGGAGCCUCUGCGUCACCGCCUUCGCCAUGUGGGGCCUGCCGGCCGUGCCGCUGCUAGUGAACGUGCUGGGCUCGCUGGUCGGCUUCGCGGCGACGGUGACGCUCAUCCCCGCCUUCAAGGAGCACUUCGUGGCCGCCCGGCUCUGCGGCCUGGACCUCAACAAGGCCUCCCGGCAGCCCAUCCCAGAAUCCCAAGGCGUCAUCAGCGGGGCCGUAUUUCUGAUCAUUCUCUUCUGCUUCAUCCCGGUGCCCUUCCUGAGCUGCUUUGUGGAAGAGCAGUGCAAGGCCUUCCCACACAAUGAGUUUGCGGCACUGAUUGGUUCCCUUCUUGCCAUCUGCUGCAUGAUCUUCUUGGGCUUUGCGGAUGACGUUCUCAAUUUGCGCUGGCGCCACAAGCUCCUUCUACCCACCAUGGCCUCCUUGCCGCUGCUCAUGGUCUACUUCACCAGUUUUGGGAACACCACCAUUGUGGUGCCCAAGCCGUUCCGAAUGUUGUUGGGCAUGCACCUGGACCUGGGCGUCCUGUAUUAUGUGUAUAUGGGCAUGCUGGCUGUGUUCUGCACCAAUGCCAUCAACAUUCUUGCUGGAAUUAAUGGGCUGGAGGCAGGGCAGUCGCUGGUGAUCGCUGCCUCGAUCGUCACUUUCAACAUCAUAGAAUUAAAUGGGGACUACAGAGAUGACCACACUUUUUCUCUCUACUUCAUGAUUCCCUUUUUCUUUACGACGUUGGGGCUGCUGUAUCACAACUGGUAUCCGUCCCGGGUGUUUGUUGGUGACACAUUCUGCUAUUUCGCCGGCAUGACCUUCGCUGUGGUGGGCAUCCUGGGGCAUUUCAGCAAAACCAUGCUGCUGUUCUUCAUCCCACAAGUGCUGAACUUCCUCUACUCCUUGCCUCAGCUCUUCCACAUCCUCCCCUGUCCGCGCCAUCGGCUGCCCAGAUUCAACCGUGAUACAGGCAAGCUGGAGAUGAGCUACUCCCGAUUCAAGCCCAAGAGCCUCUCCCCCUUGGGAGCAUCUAUCCUCAAGAUAUCUGAGCAGCUCCGUGUCGUCGACGUACAUCGGGGUGUGGACAAAGAUGGUGAAUAUGUGGAGUUCAACAACAUGACUCUCAUUAACUUUGUGAUAAAGCUUAUUGGACCAACCCCUGAGAGAACUCUGACUCUCUUGCUGCUGCUGAUACAAGUUGCCGGGAGCAUCGUUGCUUUUUCCAUCCGAUACCAGCUUGUACGGCUCUUUUAUGACAUCUGAACUGCUGCCAUCUUUCUCGGCAAGCAUCCGGGACAGGGACAGGUGCUGUGACUCGUUGCCCUUGGCAGUCAGCCUCCCCCAAAGAGCCAGAAGGCUCCUCUUGGAUGCUGGUCUUCAGGGCUGGGUGGUGCUUCUGGUGGAGUUUUCAGUGUAUCCUCUUGGAGGCAUGACCUGCUCAGGUGGCACUUUUUCUACACUGGCAAAUACUGAAAUGUGCACAGCACUGUAGGGGAGAAUGAAACGGAUCUGGGUGCCGACUGCUGCUCUCCUGCAAGCACCGUCCCGCUUGCUGUGCCUACGGACAGGGCCAAGCAAGCCAACACCGUGGCACAGGGCUGCCCCGGCUGGAACGCCUGCCUCACCUGCUGUCAGUCUUCUGCUCGGAGGACACCCUUCCUUCGUGUUUUCACCCUGUUUUUCCUGUCCUCCGCCACUUUGCUCAGUGGGAAGUAGUGCCAAGAGAAGAUUGUUUGGGCAGGGAUCCAUGGCUAACUUUGAAUAAAACCCUUACCGCCAAAGUCCAGUGGUACCCAAGCACCAACUGUGUGGGCUUGACAUACUAGGAGAGGGUGUGGACUCUGCCCUUCGGUUCAUACCCUCACUGCCUACAGGGCUGGCUCUAAAGGGGGACAUGCUGGGGGGGAGGGGGUGAAGCAGUGUAGAAACAAACAGCAGCAAGGAGGCAGAGGACCGGCUGCCCCCCGUCCGGUUGACCCAGCCAGGAUUGACCUCUGCCUGCCCUGCCUGCCGCUGUGCCGGGGCGCCUUCUGCGUGACUGCCAUGUCCUCCCCACAGCAGGCCGCUUCUUGCACCCUGUUGUGCUUGCUGGGUUACUGGCUGCUUUGGCUACAGAAUGGAGUGGUGAACAGGCGCUGCACUUUCAGGAGCGAGGGCGCAUGUUGUCGGCAAGAAGGGCGUCCGGUGGGAGUCUCGGAGCCUUCUGGGCCUGGCCUGGGCCUCUGCAAGGCAGCGAAGCUUGAGGAAGAGUGACAGGUGGGGGUGUUAGUAGGCAAACAACGCCCAGGCCUUGGAAAAGACGUCGGGUGGCUUGUCAAGAGUUGUGGGACGUGCACUUGGAGGGCCUUCCAAAGCGUGUGUGUUGCCAAACAGCCCUUUUCCCUUUUGAGAGAUGGAAAUCUACCUCCCCCCUAUUCUAACCAGCAAGGGUUCAGUGCGGUACAAAAUAAAUAUUCUACCCCUUU